Molecule: messenger RNA, 618 nt
Organism: Juglans microcarpa x Juglans regia
Lineage: Eukaryota; Viridiplantae; Streptophyta; Magnoliopsida; Fagales; Juglandaceae
Exons: 3
Coding region: 15-365 (116 amino acids)
Source: RefSeq, a predicted model, not a curated record
AUGGAAGUGAUUUGAUGAAAAAAACCAACGGUGGUGCUGGAGAACAGGUGAUGAUUCUCUGCAAAGAUGGGCACUGUUCUUCAGGAAAGAAUAGAAAACUUAUUACCACAACCACUUCUACCAUCACCACCACUUCAAAGAAUGAGAAGAGUGGUCAAGAUUACUACUACAAUAAAGCCGACCCAAUGCCAAAGGGCCAAUCGGGUAGUGGGGAACAUGGGGAGAAACAGACUUUCAUGGUUAGUGGGAAGCCUACAUCUGAUGAGCAUCGUGAGAGUACUGCCCUCGAGCACUUUCCGGACAACACUGAUAUAGUUGAUAUGGACUAUUCUCCGGCCAAGAGAAAACCUCCAAUACACAACUGAAUGUUGGGAAUAAUAAAAACAAAAGUAGAAAGUAUUAGGAUAAUAAUAAAAAAGGAAUAGAAGUUGGACAGCAUUACCGAAUUGCUGCAGUUUUUGAGGCUUAGGAAUAUUGAUUUUGUACAUAAAAUAUUUUACUAUUAUUCUUAGCUUAAAGUAUCAUUUUGAUGAUUGAGUGAUAGACACUUGGGAACCACAAGCUGCCAUUGUAACAAUGAAAAGUGAAAACAAAAUAAAUAAUACCAGUUAUAUGCAG